UCUACAUCAAAAUCCUCCUAGACAUUUUCAUCUCACUCGCCUGUUACGAUGGCCACUUCCCUGAAGAACAACUUCCUUCCUCCGUCGCUGAUUUCCAACCUCCAUAGAGUUCUGAUCACCAGAGACAACGAUGUCCAACAAGAAUACGGCGAAAGCUUCGGAUCACCCCUUUCCUCCUCAAGCAAUGGUGAGCCAAACACUCAUAGUAAUCAUUCAAAGCCAGUGGUUCUGGUGACAAAUGGCGAGGCAAUAGACUCUCCUGGACUCACAUUCCUUGCUGAAGCUGUAGUCCUUGAUGGUAGCUUCAGUGUUCAUGUCUGCGCUCCUCACUUGGAUAAGUCAGCCUCUAGUCAUUCUGUAACUAUACAAGAGACAAUCACUGUAUCUUUGGCUGAAAUCAGUGGUGCCAUUGCUUAUGAAGUUUCUGGAACACCUGUGGAUUGCAUCUCUUUGGCUUUGUCUGGAAUGUUAUUUUCUUGGUCAAGGCCUGUUUUUGUAAUUAGUGGAAUAAACAGAGGGUCAAGCUGUGGGCAUAACAUGUUCCACUCAGGAGCUAUUGCUGCAGCUCAAGAAGCAGUAAUCUCUGGAGUACCAUCUCUUUGCCUAUCAUUGAACUGUUGCUUGCUAAACAUAGAAAUUCCUCCUUCCCCCCUGACAAACAAGGGAUUCAAAUUGACCAAGCAGAGUCCCUUUAGAUCCUCUUUAAGCUGGAAACCUGUUUCAGCUAACAGGCAUGCUGCCGCUCCCCAAUUCAUGUCCAAUCAACAAAGUCUCGGUAUCAAGCUUAGCCGGGAUGCCUCUGUAGCUGGUGCAGCAAGGCGCUUGAACUCACGUUACAAACAAGUUGAGAUUGAAUCUGUUGGGGUUGCCGGAAAAAAUCCUGACCCAAAAACAGAGAAGAGAUAAUUUCGUUUAGAGCUUGUGGAACAGAAACUUGAAAAUGCAGAUGAUGAUCUAGAUUAUACAGCACUUGAAGAUGGAUAUAUAAGUCAGAUCUUCCUAGUCCACAAUUUCUCGCCGCAUUGACCGUGUCAAAUUGCUUAUCUGGCUUUGUUCGGAUUGGCAGGUCACAAUAAUUCCAAUAUCUUUAC
Molecule: messenger RNA, 1091 nt
Organism: Rubroshorea leprosula
Lineage: Eukaryota; Viridiplantae; Streptophyta; Magnoliopsida; Malvales; Dipterocarpaceae
Source: the annotation of a GenBank genome assembly